GUCGCCUCCACAUCCCUAUUACGAAAGCGCAAAACGGUUGCCUAGGCAGCCCAGGCAACGGGGAAUUUGUACGUGAUGUAAACAAACCCAUUUUGCAAUAAUUUGACAGCCACGGUCAGUCGUUCUCAUAAUAAAUAAAAGUAAAUACAUUAAAAAUGACAUCCUUGGAUCUGAGACAGCAGAAACUCGAGCAACAGAGGCAAAUAAUAGCGCAGAAAAUGAAACAGAAACGACAGAGCGGCGCUGGCGGUAUGGUACAGGCAUCAAAUAUCUCUAGUUCACAAUAUAGCAGCCACUCUACUAAAUGGUUAAAUCCAAAUAGAGAGCUUCAUGGCUACGACGGACCUAUGCAGUUCACAAUGUCACCCAGUAAUCCUGACAUGGGAGUAUUACAGGAAAAUAAAACUAUGGAGUCAGAAGUAACAGAUAUCAGGACAGAGAGUGGAUUUUAUGAUGGGACGGAACGUUGUGAUGGUGCAGAUGAAGAAUCAUCCCCGGUGGAUUUGAGAUCACCAUCUGAAGCUCUUCACAGCCAAUCACCUCUUAGAGUAGCUCCUGUUGAUGGGUCAAUUAAUGCGAUCAAUGGCGAAAAUCAUUCCUCGAGCCCGGAAUUGGAGGGAAAUGUUGAGGGUAAUAUAGAACAAUUUGUUCUGCAACCAGCCAAUAAAAAAAUGCAUUAUAAGUGUAGAAUAACCCGUGAUAGAAAAGGCAUGGAUCGUGGUUUAUAUCCAACUUACUUUCUGCAUCUAGAACGCGACUAUGGAAAAAAGGUUUUUUUACUAGCCGGACGGAAACGCAAGAAGAGCACCACGAGUAAUUAUUUAAUUUCGUCUGACCCGACUGAUCUUUCAAGAGGAGCCGAAUCUUAUGUUGGAAAAUUACGAUCUAAUUUAUUGGGAACUCAGUUUACCGUAUAUGAUAAUGGAUAUUCUUUGAUGAAAAGUGAAAAGAGAGAGGAGCGUACUAAUCCCAGGCAAGAACUAGCCGCAGUUGUUUAUGAUACCAAUGUUUUGGGUUUCAAGGGGCCACGAAAAAUGACUGUAAUCAUACCUGGAAUGACUACAGAUCAGCAAAGAGUACAGAUUUGUCCUCGAGAUGAUACAGAAACAUUGUUAGAGUGUUGGAAAAUGAAAAAUAUGGAUAAUUUGAUAGAAUUGCAUAACAAAACACCAGCUUGGAACGAUGACACACAGUCUUAUGUACUAAAUUUCCAUGGACGUGUUACACAGGCGUCAGUAAAAAAUUUUCAAGUUGUUCACGACAGUGAUGUGGAUUACGUUGUGAUGCAAUUUGGUCGUGUAGCUGAGGAUGUUUUCACAAUGGAUUACCGUUUUCCACUAUGCGCACUCCAAGCUUUUGCUAUUGCAUUAAGCAGUUUUGAUAACAAAUUAGCCUGUGAGUGAUUUGUUUGUAUGUAUAAAUUAUAGAAACUGUAUAUUGCAAUGACACUGCUCACAUAUAAUCAAAAGGCUAGGAAACGGACAAUCAAUUCCAUUUUAAGUAUAAAACGAUUUACUGAAUAAUGAGAUGAGAAUUUUUAGAAUAUUCACUCUCGUAAAACCUUAGAUCCACAAUAAUAACUAUAAUAAUAUGUGUUCACAUUCCAAUAUAGAUAAUAUUUACAUAAUUCCUAUCUUUGGUUUAAACUUGUAGGCAGCUGAGACAAAUAAGUUUCAGACUCAUCUAACAUUCUGUAAAAGUCAAUUAUUUAACUUUCAAUCCGAGUGCUCCACCAAAUUUGAUAAAGUUUUCAAAAACAAAUGCUAGCUGGAUGUUACUGCAGUCAAACACAUAGUACCACGUUGAAUGAUAAUUUUUAGAUUAUUGUAGAAUGCAUUUUGAUACAAUUAUAAAAUUGAUAACAUUCAUCAAAUUUGUCAAGUUUGAACUAGUAAUUGCACGUCAGAUUUUGGAUUGGACUUUCAUGUUAUAUGGUACGAGAUAAAAUCGCAGCUACAACCAUAUGUAUA
Diprion similis is the source of this 1970-nucleotide messenger RNA. RefSeq names its product protein king tubby 1 (gene ktub). Gene Ontology annotation, biological process: protein localization to cilium. Gene Ontology annotation, cellular component: cilium. NCBI's taxonomy places the organism in Eukaryota, Metazoa, Arthropoda, Insecta, Hymenoptera, Diprionidae. The record is from RefSeq and is a predicted model, not a curated record. The transcript has 8 exons. The coding region runs from base 156 to 1403 and encodes 415 amino acids.